Molecule: messenger RNA, 690 nt
Organism: Parastagonospora nodorum SN15
Lineage: Eukaryota; Fungi; Ascomycota; Dothideomycetes; Pleosporales; Phaeosphaeriaceae
Exons: 1
Coding region: 1-690 (229 amino acids)
Source: RefSeq, a predicted model, not a curated record
AUGUCGGAGCAGGAGCCGUCGCGCCUCGAGCUGGAGAUGGAGCUUCUCGAGGCCAUGUAUCCCGAGCAAGCAAGCUACGAAACUAAAGCACGCGAGCUCAAGUUCAUCCAGAAUGGCGCAUUGCUGCAGCUAAGAUUACCCGACUCUUAUCCAGAAUCAGGCCUGCCAGAUGUGAUUGCAGCAAGCGAUGCAUCGAAAACAGAUAUCCGCGCCGCCACUAAAACGGCAAUCAAAGAGUUGGGUUUGAUGGAGGGAGAGGAAGCCUUGGACGCCAUCAUCGUCGCAUUCCAAUCGGUGCUCGAAUCCGCCAGCACCGCACAACCCUCCACAACCACCGGCUCCAACGACAAUGAUACGUGUAGAACGGUCAUCAUAUGGCUCCACCACCUCCUGGCCCUUACAAAGAGGAAACUCGCCCUGUCCCCAACAACCCUCUCCGGCAUCACCAAACCUGGCUAUCCAGGCAUCAUGAUCUUUAGCGGUCCUGCAUCAGCUGUCACCGAGCACGUGAACACGCUCAAAGCCGAGAACUGGCAGGCUUUCCAAGUGCGAUACGAGGAGAACCUCCUGUGGAAGUUUGGACAUGGGAAGGGAGUCAAAGAAGUGGAGACGAUGGCUGAGGUGGUAAAGGGUGUAGAGGGGGCGAAGGAGCAGAAAGACGAGUUUCUCAAGGCAGUUGGGAUCAAGUGA